CUCAUCAUGACAUAUGCCCAUGCCGGAACCCAGACUGAGUGGGCAGGCCUCACCAAGAUGGAUCUUCGCCCAAACAUCCUCUUCACUGCCCCCAACACAACCACCCCGCCAGCCGAAAUGGUGCCAGACAAACAGCAUCAUCAACACCAACAACACAACAUGGACAGCAUUGCACUCCCCGCCCACCCCGGCCCCCUCGGUCUUCCUCACAGUGCCUCGUUUAGCCGCCUGCUCCAAAGGCGACCGAAUCGCCCACAGCUCCCGACACGCAUCUCUCUGCCCAACUCGGAGCUGGAUGACGAGGUCUUCCCGUCCCCGCCGCCCACGCACGCCGUCCUCUCCCCGCUACCCGAAGCCAACAAACGCCAUGCCGGCCACACGCCACUGAUUCCUCGAGCCCUUUCCCCAGUCCACGACGAAGAGCCCGCCUUUGCCGAGGAGCCGCUGCCUGUCCUACGAGGCACGGGAGAGAUCACUCCCCCAGCCGACGACGAGUCUCUAAUCGGUCCGCUCAUGCUGCCCACUAACCCCGUCGACGGUUCCAGCGACCACAUCGCCCUCGACGUGCUCGACGACGUGCUCGAACAGGUGGCCAAGGACCAGGAUCGCUUCAGCAAGCUCAAGGAUGCUCCGGAACCCACAGCCGCCCCUGUGCCUGUGCCUGUGCCUGCGCCUGCACCUGCAGCCAUUCAGAAUCCCGACCAGGGCUUGACCCUAAGCCGAAACACAUCGACCGACUCGCAAAGAUCUUCGAGUACAGAAGUCGUCGACGGCGUUAGACUAAAGACUCCGCCGUUGAACUUUGGGGUUCCCAUAGGCCAGGUCUAGCCAGCCGCUCUCGAGACAACCAUCAUGCGCAACGGCAUUUGCAUCGUGUUUUGUUUUCUUUUUCUCUCGGGUGGUUGCUUUUGCUGUUCGACAUUAGAUUGGGAUUCUGGGGCGUUUGAUUGAAUGGAAAUAAAAGAAGAAAAAACACUCGAUAAGAACUUGGGAGGGGGGAGGCGAAAGGCAAUACCCGGAGUUUCCCUGUGUCCGACAGAAAGGGCCACUGGUGACCAAAAUCGCAGGCUAUAGACUACCAGCCUAGCGGCAUGUAUAGAAGAGGCAUUACGGAAUCCAGAAUACAACCAAUCACUGUUUGAAUGCAUCUUGGUAUACGCUUGGCUUUGACAUCGCACUGGCACACCAAGAGGCUAGGACUCAAAAC
Exserohilum turcica Et28A is the source of this 1207-nucleotide messenger RNA. RefSeq lists its product as uncharacterized. The transcript has a single exon. NCBI's taxonomy places the organism in Eukaryota, Fungi, Ascomycota, Dothideomycetes, Pleosporales, Pleosporaceae. The coding region runs from base 7 to 828 and encodes 273 amino acids. The record is from RefSeq and is a predicted model, not a curated record.